Messenger RNA from Gregarina niphandrodes, 612 nucleotides. RefSeq lists its product as hypothetical. The record is from RefSeq and is a predicted model, not a curated record. The coding region runs from base 1 to 612 and encodes 203 amino acids. The transcript has a single exon. Lineage: Eukaryota; Apicomplexa; Conoidasida; Eugregarinorida; Gregarinidae.
AUGGCGCCCGCGCCGAGUAUGGCCCAUGGUGCGGGAUUCGAUGGAGGGUUCGCGAAGCAACCGGACCAGGGCUGGCAGAGCACACACCCGGCGGCGAGUGCGGGUCAGAUCGCGCCAGGGCUGCCAACACCGUGGCCGGUGCCGACGGCGGAGCAAGGUUUGCGGGGUACAGCGACGGAGAAGUUCAACCAACAAGUGCAGGAGGCGGCUCAGUUGGCGGGGUCGCCCUGCAACGCAGGCGACCUGGCACGCGUUCGUGCGACCUUUGAGAACGCACUCAAUCGAGAUCCCAAACGAGCUAACUUGCGCCCUGCUCUUGAUGAACUCUACCAACAACUCCAACAGGGCCAGGUCACCGCGCCACUACAACAACAACUCGUCCAAUACGCUGAAGCACUCCACGCAGGCAACCUCGCCGCUGCAAUCAACUUCGCACAGCUCAUGGUCGGCGAAGGCUGGAACAAACACAGCAAGAACUGGCUCAACGCUCUCAAAAAGCUCGCCAGCCCGCCAUCCACCGCACCACAACCACAACCACAACCCGGUCUACCGCAGCCCGCCUGGCCUGGCAUCCCCACCGCACCCGGCAUGUCUACCGUCGGCCGGUUUUAA